Molecule: messenger RNA, 351 nt
Organism: Parastagonospora nodorum SN15
Lineage: Eukaryota; Fungi; Ascomycota; Dothideomycetes; Pleosporales; Phaeosphaeriaceae
Exons: 4
Coding region: 1-351 (116 amino acids)
Source: RefSeq, a predicted model, not a curated record
AUGUCCCUGAGGCUUGUCCUGGGGAAUCAAGGUCCCAACAAGGACAUUGGCGGUGGAUACAGAUUCCGCUCCAAGGGGAAAACAGUUUUUAUUACUUCUGGAAAUGGGCAGUAUAACGCGCAGUGUGACUUGCCUGACGGAAAUAAUCCGGCUUCGUGCGAUUUGACAAUACGGUGUAUAAUGGCCGUUCCUGCUCACUCCACACCACGUCCCCCUGCACUCCACCCACCUUCACCAAGAAAAGAAUCAACUCCAACACUGAUCCAUCGCAUUUUAUCAAUCAACAUACCGCUUCGCAUGACCGAACUGGACUUCGAGAGUCAGCUCCUCGCAAAGGUCAAGAUAGCGUGA